Messenger RNA from Sceloporus undulatus (fence lizard), 2905 nucleotides. It is a transcript of the gene HAS1, whose product is annotated as hyaluronan synthase 1. Gene Ontology annotation, molecular function: hyaluronan synthase activity. The coding region runs from base 78 to 1808 and encodes 576 amino acids. The transcript has 5 exons. NCBI's taxonomy places the organism in Eukaryota, Metazoa, Chordata, Lepidosauria, Squamata, Phrynosomatidae. Gene Ontology annotation, biological process: hyaluronan biosynthetic process; extracellular matrix assembly. The record is from RefSeq and is a predicted model, not a curated record.
UGCUUCACAUCUUGCCCUGACUACUGCUGCUACUGCUGCUAUUGCAUUUUCAAUCUGGCUGACCCAGAGCUACAGGGAUGGAUAUCACAAAAGCCUCCAAAGUUUUUGUCUCAACUGGGCGUCGGAUCCUCACCAUUGGCUUUGCCUUGCUCAUACUCUCCGUCCUGGCUUGGGCCUACAUUGCAGGGAUUCAGCUGGUUGCUGACAAGUACCACAUCAUGGCUUUUGGUCUUUAUGGAGCCUUUCUCGCAUGCCAUCUCAUAAUCCAGAGUUUCUUUGCCUUUCUGGAGCAUAAGAAGAUGAGGAGGGGCUCAUUGACAUGCAGCUAUACAAAGACAGUGGCUCUCACCAUCUCUGCUUAUCAGGAGGACCCAGCUUACCUUCGUGAGUGCCUUCAGUCUGUGAAAGCAACCUUGUAUCCCUCUGACAAGCUCCGGGUGAUCAUGGUAAUAGAUGGCAACAGCACUGAUGACCGGUACAUGAUGGACAUGUUCGAGGAGGUCUUCGCUGGAGAGGACGUGGGCACUUUUAUCUGGGAGAACAACUACCACCACCAGCCCCAGCUGGAUGUAGAUGAAGGGGACAGUGGUUACCAGGCUGGGGAUGAGCCAUCCAUCUAUAGUGAAAUAGACAUGGAUGACCCUGGGCAACUGACUGUAGAAGAAUUGAUCCGGACUAAGAGAUGUGUCUGUAUCAUGCAGAAAUGGGGCGGGAAGAGGGAAGUCAUGUACACUGCUUUCAAGGCCCUAGGGAACUCAGUGGAUUAUGUCCAGGUUUGUGACUCAGACACCAAAUUGGACCCAGCGGCGACAUUAGAACUGGUGAAGGUUCUGGAGUCAGACGAACGCUAUGGGGCCGUCGGUGGGGAUGUGCGGAUUCUCAACCUCUCGGACUCCUACAUCAGCUUCAUGAGCAGCUUGCGCUACUGGAUGGCCUUCAACAUUGAACGCGCCUGCCAGUCUUACUUUGAUUGUGUAUCCUGUAUCAGUGGCCCUCUGGGCUUGUAUCGAAAUGACCUUCUGCAACAAUUUCUGGAGUCCUGGUACAAUCAGAAGUUCCUUGGAACCCAUUGCACCUUCGGUGAUGACCGGCACCUCACCAACAGAAUGCUGAGCAUUGGCUAUGCCACUAAGUACACUGCCCGCUCCCGUUGCUACUCAGAGACCCCGUCCUCAUUCCUGCGAUGGUUGGCACAGCAAACCCGUUGGACCAAAUCCUACUUCCGGGAGUGGCUCUACAAUGCCCUUUGGUGGCAUCGUCACCACUUAUGGAUGACCUAUGAGUCUGUGGUCUCAGGCAUCUUCCCCUUUUUUGUCACAGCCACUGUCCUACGGCUGUUUUAUGGGGGGAACCUGUGGGACGUGCUAUGGGUGCUGCUCUGUGUCCAGUUGGUGGCAGUCGUGAAGGCCCUUUAUGCUUGCUGGCUGAGGGGAAAUCCCAUCAUGAUCUUCAUGUCCCUCUACGCUGUGCUUUACAUGGGUGGCCUACUCCCGGCUAAGUAUUUUGCCAUAGCAACCAUGAACAAGAGUAGCUGGGGCACGUCAGGACGGAAGAAAAUGGUGGGGAACUACAUGCCUCUGCUACCUGUUUCUAUCUGGGGUCUUCUCCUUUUGGGAGGCCUGAUCUAUACCAUCUACCAUGAGGCUUUGGCCAACUGGACACAGGAAUCCAAACCAUAUGAGAUCCCAUACCUGCUCAUUGGCUCAGCUAUCUAUUUGGGCUACUGGAUGUUCAUGAUCAUGCUCUAUUGGGUAUGGGUUCGGAGGUGCUGCCGAAAACGUGUGGAUUUCUACAGUGUUCAGGUGUGAGCUGGACAGAGAAAAAGGGCUGGGGAACCUGAAAUCUAUACCUGGCUACUGCUGGACAGAUGAGGGUGGGAAUCUAGAGUCUUGGUUUGCCAUCCAUGCUCUAAGAGAAGAAAGUGGCCAAGUAGGAGUGCGUGGAUGAGAACUAGCGGCUUAUGGUAGGGGAUGCUUCCUAAGUCCUCCUCCAUUCGUUCCCUUACCCUACCAAUAUGGUGGUCAGUAGAGGUGAAGUCUAUACUCCUUGAGUUCUCUUCCAGAAGCCAAGGUGAUGGUGGAGAAGCCUUAAGACACCUGUAUCUCAGGAAGCGUAUCUGUUUCAUCUGACUGCACAUGAGAGGCUCCUACCUGCCCUUCUCUCCCAUUUCAGCUGGUAGCUUUCUGUGCCUAGGAAACAUUUCUGACCUCAGUUUAUUUAUUAGUAUUGAGUUUCCCCAUUCAGGGAGCACCAGCCUGUCUACCUUCACCUGUCUGAAAUGUAAUCCCCUCUGCUGUGGGGAGGAACAUAACUACAUAGGGAUGUGUGCUGCAUACAACCCGGUCUCAUUGCACUGAAAAGCCAUGCCACCUCGGAGCAGAGGAGUCCUUGAACAAAAAGAGAGACUGAGACCUAGCGGCUGUGGACUGCAGUGGUUCUGUCAAAGUUUGCAACAGAUUGGAUUUCACUGUUAAAAGUGGGAGGAAUCCUCACUUAUCUACAAUUGGAGUCCAGGCCUAUAUGAUGCCUUAAAGGAUUCUCUCUCCCUCUCUCUUUCUUAUGCAAAAAGGAAAAAAAAAGCAGUAUGUCUUUUGGCAAUUACCAAAAAGAGAAAAGAAAAGAAAAAACAGAGGGAAACCCAUUGUGCAACAGAAGCUGGAAAAUUUUGUCUUGCAUUAUUUUCCCCUACCGGGAAAAGAAGAUAAGGAGGAUUGAUUUCACAUUUCUCCCCAUCAUUUCUUUACAACUGUAAUGACCAGGGAUUUGCACGGGAAGUCCCUUUCUUGUUAAAAAAAAAUUGAAGGAGACAAAAGUUAUUUAUUUGCCAUAUUUUAAUAAUAAGAAGGACUAUUUAAUGGGUUUUUUUAAAAAGCAAGAAAUAUUGAAUAAUGAGAUUUUUUAAAAA